AUGGCGAAGGGAAGUAAUGGUAACCGAGAAUCUGAUGACCGUAACGAGGAAGGAAGAAAUGGCAGAGGAGGUCGUGAAGGGAACGGUAUUGGACACCCUAAAAACAUAAGAAGGGAAGGGGGUGGAAGAGAUCAACGUUCACGUGGAGAAGGAAGUAAUGGCCGAAGACGCGAGAGAAAACCGAAGGAUUCUUCUUCAGGGUCAUUGACAACACCAACUCCAGACCACCUUUCAAGAUCUUUCUAUCAAACACCUGUCAUUCUUGAACGUAGACCACAAACCUCCGGAGUUUCAACUUCACAGGCUUCAGAUAAGGUUGAAGAAGAAGGCUCUUCACAAACAACAUUUCACCCGUCUGUUCGCAUAUUUCGCGACGAUUCUUUUAACCGCGCAUCUCCAGUCAACGCACCACGCGUAGAGACUAAGCCAAUGACUUUUAAAGGAAAGCCAUUCGACAAACCAUUUGUGAAAAUGAUCAAUGAGAGGGGUGUACUUAACCACGAAUCUGUUUUAAAGAUUUUAAGUGAUCUUCCGGGUCAUUUCGUUGUUGGUGUAUGUGGACCUCAAGGAGUUGGAAAAUCUACUGUUAUAUCUGCAUUAUGUCAAGACCCGCAGAAUGCUUUCCCUGCACAAUCAGUCGAUACACUAAAUUUAGCGAGCCAUGAAACUACGGGUAUUGAUAUUCAUAUCACACCUGAAAGGAUCAUACUUUUAGACACUCAGCCUGUUUUUAGUUUAUCAGUUCUCGAACAUGCGAUGAGAAAUGAUUACAUUCCCGAUAAUAUAUCUCCCGAGUUAUGGCUUGAACUGCAGUCACUUCAAAUUGUUAUCUUUCUUUUUUCGGUUUGCAACGUUGUUAUUACUGUCACUGAGAGUAUAGAUUAUGCAAUGUGGAACUUUUUAAAGAAAGCCGAAAUGUUGAAAUAUCAUAUACCAGAAUUUCCAACUAUACCAUCAUUAGCGUCAGUGGACGCUGGUACCGAAUAUUAUCCUGAUAUUGGGACCGUUUCCAUGACAAAGUCAUUGACAAUGUACAAAUCUCCAGAUAAUCGACGAUUACCAAAUGUUUUUCUUCUGCCUUACGAGAAUCAACCCCUUCGUCCUAAGGGGGAGUAUAUUGGAUUUACUUAUUUAAAUGCACCUGAUACGUUUAUCGUCUUGACAGAAUCUUUGAGAAAUCAAAUAUUCCAGUUGCCAAAAAAGGCUGGUAAAAAGGGCCAGGUGUCUGAAAAGGAAUGGUUCCGAAGUUCAAUGAGAAUUUGGGAUAUCGUUCGUAAAUCAGAAUUUAUUAACGAAUAUGGGAAACUUGCGGCAAAAUUAAGAGAGAUGUGA
Molecule: messenger RNA, 1332 nt
Organism: Cetraspora pellucida
Lineage: Eukaryota; Fungi; Glomeromycota; Glomeromycetes; Diversisporales; Gigasporaceae
Source: the annotation of a GenBank genome assembly